This is a messenger RNA of Durusdinium trenchii, 3574 nucleotides long. NCBI's taxonomy places the organism in Eukaryota, Dinophyceae, Suessiales, Symbiodiniaceae. The record is from the annotation of a GenBank genome assembly.
CUCUAACUACCCUGCCAGCCUUUCACUCGCGCCCUGAGCCCGCACGGACGCCAUGGCUUUCAUGGAGACUGAUGCGGGGAAGGCGCUCCUGCGGCUGCUGAGCCGAGGGCAUGCUGUCGUGGCCGAGCUGCAGCGCACCAAAGAGGCCUGCGACGCCGCGGCGCUGGGCGAGCCGCGGCUCCGCGCGGUGCUGCCGGACUUCGUCGUGUUCCGCACCGAGGGCGCAAUCGACCGAGUGGCCAACACACCGGAGAAGAUGGAGAUGGAUGAGGAGAGCCGCGAGCUCAACCAAGAGCCUGCACAGCGCAUCUUCCGAGUGCUGGCCGCCAUCAAGAAGUAUGCGGCGGAUCUGGUGAGGCUUUUAGACGACUUGGACGCUGGAGCCUUUGUGGGACAGUCGCUGGAAGGCACCCUAAGAGAUCCGCAGGGCGUCUUGCUGCCGGAGGCAGUGGCGUUGCUGGGGACGAUGCUGCUGAUCCUUGAAGAAGGUCUGCCGGGCGAGAUGCGGGAGAGGGCCCUGGUGCUCUUCUAUCGCUGCACCGUGGGCACUUGUGAAGAGCCGGAGGACUUCGCCGAAGUGUGCCGGCUCUUCAAGUCCACCGGCCGCCACGAGGACUUGGCCAAUCGGAAACCUGGCUAUCCGGAGAACUACUUCGCACGUUUCGUCUUGCCGAAGGAGGCGCUGCGCCUGGUCAUCGGCAAGCUGCAGACCGGCGACCUCUACGAGGCGAGUCGCCACUACCCGCUCCCCGAGCAUCGCUCCCAUGGCCUGUCCUCGCAAGCGGGGCUCCUGUACGUGUGUCUCUUCUUCGAGCCCAAGACCUUGGAGUCGGAUUUCAUGGCGAUGCGUGAGAUCGUGGAUCGCUAUUUUGGCGAUAGUUGGGUGGUCGCUUAUGCCCUAGGCUUCACGGCAGACUUGCUGCAGAUGUGGGCACCGUAUCCGGCGGCGAAGCAGGCAUUGGGGCACGCGGUCACGACAAGCAAUGUGCGACAGCUCCAAGAAAGGCACAUGGAGCGCUUAGCGGAUGCACAAGCAAAGCUCAAAGACUGUCUGAUGGAAGGAGUCCUCACUGAGGACUACGUCAGCAGCAAGACGUCACAGUUGCUGAGCCUCUUUCGAGAGGCCAAUACCAGCAUCCGAUGGCUCCUCCUCCAGCCUACCACGAAAGAUCCCAAGCUGGAGAGUGUUUGCCGCAGCAGUGCGCGCAUGCGAGAGGAGGUGUUGGGAGCCUUGGUGGACACCGCCUUGCUUGAAGAGAAGGUCAAGGGCAUUUUGAUCCCUUUGGUCUCCAACCGCGAGGCGGACUGGGCGCGUUUGAAGGAGGAGGCGGCACUUUCGAUGGAUGACUUGGCCUUAUUCUUCUCCGGGGAGCACGCCUUGAAACGGAAGGUGCGGAACGAGGAGUUGGAGGAGUUCUUUCGAUCGUUGCAGCAGCGGAUCGAAGAGCUGAGCCUAAGUCAGGAGGAUUUCUCGUCUUUGGGGCGGAAGGUGGCCCAGGUGGACAAGGCCCUCAAUGAGGUGGCCCUUUUCCAUGAAGUCUCGCAGCAGCCGCAGAUCUUGCACUUCCUCAGUGAUGCACGGCAACUGCUGCAACGCAUGCUGCGCACUGCCAACUUGAAUGAGGAGAUGCUGAGCACCAUUGAGACGGUGGCCGACCUGUCCUAUGCCUGGCACGCCUUGGCCGGUUAUAAAGAGGCGAUGGGGAACUUGUUUUCCAGCUCGCCCGAUAGCAUCAAGGGCUUGCGUGCGCUCUUCCUCAAGCUCGCGUCCAUCCUGGAGGUGCCGCUGCGGCGGAUCAGGCAGUCGGGCAACGAGUCGCAUGCGGCGCUGGUCUCCGAGUACUACUCGGCGGGGCUGGUGCGCUUCAUGCGCUCCGUCCUGCAGGACAUCCCACGGCUUAUCUUCCAGCUCCUGGCGCAACUGGCGCGGCUCAGCAAGUCCUCCACACCCAACUGGCCCAGUUCCCGCGUCGCCUUCGCGGAGCUGCAAAAUUACGCCCAGAGGAGCGAGGGGGCCAACCUGGAGGUGGGUCAGCUCACACGUCGCAUUGCUUUGCUCAUGCGCGGCAUCCGCGAGACGGACGUGGCCUAUUUGGGUGCCAUUCUGGUCGAGCCGAAGGAAGUUCUAGGGGAUGGGCUCAGACGUGAGCUGGCACAGCAGAUCGAAACGAUGUUGGCCAAGACCAGUUUCGAGCCCCUGGAGGCCUCGUUGAAGGACUUGGCUGAGCAAAGUCUUCGGCUUCGGAGCUCCUUCGAGCACGUCCAAGACUAUCUCGGGGUCAGUGCACAAGAACUUUGGCGGAGCCAAUUCAGUCGGGUGGUCCGUUUUCUGCUCCACAUGGAGCAGCAGCAACUCCUGGGCCGCCGCAAAGGUGCCAAGGCGUCCCCGGACCACGACCCCACGCAGCCCAUCAGGUUUCCGGACGCCUUGGGCGGCUCCUUCCUGUCGCGCGGCGUGACGAAGCUCCUGGACGCCACCGAGCCGAGCAAGUGCUCGGGCGGAUUUCGACAGGAUUGGUCCUCCAACUUGGACAGCCUGGUCUUGCAUCGUUUGAUGGAAGCCGUGGGAGCUCCGGGCGUGGCUGCGAUGUCCCAGUUGCUUGCCUUCCGAGCGGCCAUGCGCGUGCGCAAGGCGCUGGAGGGUUGUCGGACCCUGCUGGCCGACGACCACGCGCAGCUGGUGUUGAAGGCGGCGCGCAGCCGCAGCUACGAGGCGCUGCGCCCGGCCUCGGCGGCGGUGGCGCCGCUGGUGGUGAAGCUGGCCACGAUGCUGUGCGGCUUGGGGCAGAUCGCUCUCCUCCGGCGGCGGCUCUCGGCGCUGCUCAGGCUCCAUGGGACCUUGGAUGCUCCACUCAUCAGCAAGUCCCUGGCCGUCUUGGAUGAGACAGCCUUAGCUGAGAUCCUCGAAGACGCGGACGAGUCCGCCGAGGUGGAUGGACCACUACCGAGUCUUUGGGACUUUGUGGAUAGCAGUGGAAUGGCGCAGGAGGGCCAGCUGCGUUUCCGGCGGCAGCUGGCGAAGACGGGCGAACUGCAUGGCUUUGGAGAGCCUUUGCGGCAACUGUUGCAGGUGCUUCCGGAAGACUCGUCUCCGAAUGGCUUGGAUGCACUGCUGGCGCUCAGCCUGGUGCAAUACGCCGCGGAAAGGCCACGAAGUACAGCAAGCAAGAAGGAGGUGAAGCGAGCUAGCACCUGGACGGCGAGCCGACCUGCUUCUUCCCCUGCCGUGCAGAGUUGGGAUGGCGAGGGCCAUGUGGCACUCAGCGCUGGUUUGGCCUCCUUUCUGCAACAGCUGCCGCGGCGGCAGUUGCACGGCAUGUUCGAUCUCUGUGGAGUCUACAUCCAGGGUCUCUGUCGCGAAGAGGCGUGGGCCGAAGGCGCGACGAUGAUCCAAGUCUUGCAGCAAUGCUUGGAGCUCCUGGGCUUCCCCCGCGAGCACCUGGCGGACUUCGUCCCCCACGGCCUGUUGGAUCUUUGGCCAGACUGAUGUGGAGCGCAGACCUGGACAUGGCGCAUAUGCUAGCCAUGUAUAUUGGCCGCAACACAGCAAAAAAACGACUUGGAUGAGAUGGAC